Messenger RNA from Pantherophis guttatus, 4693 nucleotides. RefSeq names its product gamma-aminobutyric acid receptor subunit rho-2. Gene Ontology annotation, cellular component: membrane. Gene Ontology annotation, molecular function: extracellular ligand-gated monoatomic ion channel activity; GABA-A receptor activity. Gene Ontology annotation, biological process: monoatomic ion transmembrane transport. The record is from RefSeq and is a predicted model, not a curated record. Lineage: Eukaryota; Metazoa; Chordata; Lepidosauria; Squamata; Colubridae.
AGGGACGGCUAAUAGGCGAGCAAGGAGGGGAGGAAUGGAUGCGAGGUAGGCGGUUUAGGAAGCUGGUUUAAAAUCUGGAGGAAAAAAAAAAAAAGCAGCUUUUCUAAUAAGAAUGGUCGCUCGGACAAAUGCAACGCUUGAGAGAUGCAGAUAGUUCGAUGUUUAAACCGGAGUGCAUUUUACCCGUCAGGAGGCGGCUGGACGGAAGGAACAGGGAGCCCUGAUUCCCAAAGUAUGCUGUAUUUUGCAAAACUCAUAUUGCUGCUCUUUUGCGGGGUCCUUCUCGGAGAAAGUAGGAAGCACAGAAAGGGGAGAUGGACGGCAGAAGCCCAGGUGCAAAAAAUAAGUUACUCAUAUAAAAAGAACUAUGACAUGACCAAAACUUGGCCAGGGAGCAGCAAAAGGCUUCUGAGAGUAGAGGACCAUGAUUUCUCCAUGAGGCCUGCCUUUGGAGGUCCAGCUAUUCCUGUUGGGGUGGAUGUGCAGGUUGAAAAUUUGGACAGUAUUUCAGAAGUCAAUAUGGACUUUACAAUGACACUGUAUUUGAGACAUUAUUGGAAGGAUGAGCGUCUCUCCUUUCCCAGUCGUACGAACAGGAGCAUGACUUUUGAUGGACGGUUGGUAAAGAAGAUCUGGGUGCCAGACAUUUUCUUUGUCCACUCUAAAAGAUCCUUCAUUCAUGAUACCACCACUGACAACAUCAUGUUGCGGGUGUUCCCAGAUGGCCAUGUGCUCUAUAGCACGAGGAUCACAGUGACGGCAAUGUGCAAUAUGGACUUCAGCCGUUUCCCCCUAGAUUCACAGACAUGUUCAUUGGAGCUUGAAAGCUAUGCAUAUACAGAUGAAGAUUUGAUGUUAUAUUGGAAAAAUGGGACCGAAUCCCUAAAAACAGAUGAAAAGAUUUCCUUGUCUCAAUUCUUGAUUCAAAAAUUUCACACAACCUCCAGACUUGCUUUCUAUAGUAGUACUGGUCGGUACAACCGCCUUUACAUUAACUUUAUUCUACAUCGCCAUAUUUUCUUCUUUCUGCUCCAAACAUAUUUUCCUGCCACGUUGAUGGUCAUGUUAUCCUGGGUUUCCUUCUGGAUAGACCAUAGAGCUGUGCCUGCAAGAGUGUCAUUAGGAAUCACAAUAGUCCUGACCAUGUCUACCAUCAUCACUGGUGUCAAUGCCUCCAUGCCUGGCGUUUCCUAUAUCAAGGCUGUGGACAUUUACCUCUGGGUCAGUUUUGUGUUUGUCUUCCUCUCGGUCAUUGAAUAUGCAGCGGUGAACUACCUGGCAACAGUGCAAGAGCGAAAGGAGCAAGAAAAGUUUCCAUGCAUGGGUGGAAUUUCUACAAAAGGAAUGACAAUAGAUGGCAUAUACAGUGAGUUGGAUGUUUGUAGCCCAGAAGGAGAUCCCAAAAAUCAAAUAGUAUCUGAGGUAACUGAGGAGGAUAAACAAGAGAAGAUGGUGAUCCAUUUGACUAUGAGUAAUGAGUCUAACUCAUCAAAGAAGAAAGGGCUCAAAGAGCAUGUUAGCCUACGUAUUAUCCAGAACACUCAUGCAAUUGACAAAUAUUCAAGGUUAAUAUUUCCAGGCACCUAUAUAUUUUUUAACAUAGUAUACUGGUCUGUCUUCUGCUGAACAUGCUGUAGCUCUCAUUAACUCAGGAGAUAUGUAGAAGAUUCCGGUAAUAAAAUUUUGGAUUCCAAGUGAGAAAAUAAUCCAUCCUGUAUCGGCUGUGGCGCAUGGAAACACUGGAUAUUUUUCUAAGAAACAUUUUAUACAAUGGUAUUGGAGAUGAUUGACUCAAGCUGGAUACUUUCUGCUCUCUGACCAGUUUGCUUUUCAUAUGUGAAAAUAUGCAGCUGUUGAACUUUAGUCUCAGCCAUUGCAGUGUCAUCAUAGUAGGCAUAAAGGCUAUACUUAUAAAAGUGGCUAGGAAUCUGCUCUGUGAUCUUUAUUGAGACAGUUGGAGAAAGAUAAAUCUGUCAGCCAGCACAAUGAUGCGGUCCAUCUUUAUCAUAAGGGAUUGUUGGCACCCCUUAUGAAAUUUCUUUUGUUAAGAAGCAGGCGCUGUGAAGCAGUCCCCAAGCUAGAUUGACAGGUUAGAAUGCAUCUGGAUACAUGCAAGGAUCUUGGAAAGGACUGCCCUUAUCAGGAUCAUGCACUUACAAAUUUUUCUCAAAAAUACAUUGAUUUUUGAUUCAAUGUAUUUGAUUUUCAUUAUCCUCAACUCAAAUUAUCCUCAAAUUUAACUAAACUGAGCAGUUGAUAAGUUAAAAGAACGAAGAAGACGUGUGCUUAAAUAUUAAAUAUACUUCUAAAGAAUGCCUUCAGAAGCAAGUUCUUUGCACUAUUCUAGAUAUCUUUCUUCACCUCGGGCUGUUGCAUUUACUGGUCCAUGCAAGUAUUCUGAAUGAAAUAUACAGGUAGCCCUCAUUUAGCAAGUGCUUUAUUUAGCAACCAUUCAUGGUUACCACAGUGAUGAAAAAGUUUGCAAUCAAUCCCCACAUUGAUGACCUUCACAGGUUUGUAAAGCGAAGGAAAGUUGAAGUAAUAUCAUAAGGACAGUGGCAGUUUCACUUAGCAACCACUAUGCUGAACAACCUUGUUGCCAGGCUCAGUUUGUGGUUGCAAAAUGAGGACUACUUGUAUGUCUGGUGUUCUGUAAUCACUUUCAGUGAUGUUGAAGGAACCACUAGGCUUCAGUAUCUGGAAGCAGCAUAGGGCUAGCCCAAGACAUUUUGCUGCUGAAAUGAAGUGUCCUCUCUCUUCCUCAUAUGGAAAUUGAUGGGACUGGUAGUUUUAUGAUACCUUUAGCCUUCUACCCUUUAUCUUAGGCAGAUAACAUCUGUGACCUCCUGGAGCAAGUUUUUAUUCUUGCUGUUUAAAAUUUGUCUAUAAAGAAGCAUAGUUACUUGUUCUUUAUAAUUCUGUUUCCUCCUUUGCAUGUAGAAUAUGUACUAUUUUAUAAAUCUUUUCAGUAGUUACUUGAUAAAAUGCUAGUAUCCUUUCUGAAAGUAGGAUUACCAGGCAUUAUAAAUAGUUUAUUUUGCAGUAACAAAACUACAUUUUCAAGCUGCGUCACUCAUGUUUUACUUAUUUAGAUCAGUGAACAAUAGAAAAAUGAAUCUGAAACUCAAGUCUGAUUUUUUUAAAAUGAAGAAUCAGAAGAGAACAUUCCAGACUGAAUUCACAGGAUAUCCCAUCCUUGGCAGGCUGGCAGGGCAGAAAUGAGGUUAGGGAACCUUUAGGGUCUCUCUGCUGUUUCCCAUCAAUCUAAAUUUUCUUGUCCUUUCUGUCCAUUAUGAGCAAUAGGAGGGAAUAGAUUCAGACUAAUAAGCCAUUGUUUAUUUUCAGUUCCUUCUUCAAAUGGGCAAGAGGAGCAAAUGGAAAUGGCAAUGGUAAAAUGCCAUGGAAUAACAAAUGGCCAACAAUAAAUUUGUAACAUAUGGAGAGUCUAGUCCACAGUUUAUUCUUUCUUUCUGUGCAUACAUGGCAACAUAAAUGACAAUUCUUGCAUUUGACGAACAGAGGGAAGAUCCUUUCAACAAAUACUGCCUGACUAAUCUACCGUAAAUUUCACUCCUCAAAUCUGCUUCUUCAAAUCAUGAGAGAGACAACAUAUAUGAAUCCCUCAGAGGAUUUCAGAACAAUCUGCCAUGGUGCUGUUGCCAUUUUUUCAAAUCUCCCUGAUCACGCAAUUAUUACAUAGAUAUAAAAGGGUGUGGAGAAGUGGCCCCCCUUUUGUAAGGUAAGGUUUCCCUCGCAUAUAUGUGCUAGUUGUCCCUGACUCUAGGGGGCAGUGCUCAUCUCCGUUUCAAAGCCGAAGAGCCAGCGCUGUCGGAAGACAUCUCCGUGGUCAUGUGGCCAGCAUGACUAAACUCCAAAGGCGCACGGAACGCUGUUACCUUCCCACCAAAAAUCCCUAUUUUUCUACUUGAAUUUUUUACGUGCUUAUGAACUGCUAGGUUGGUAGAAGCUGGGACAAGUAAUGGGAACUCACCCCGUUACGCGGCACUAGAGAUUCGAACCGCUGAACUGCCGACCUUUUGAUCAAAAAGCUCAGUGUCUUAGCCACUGAGCCACCACGUCCCUUUUUCCUUCUCCUAUACCCUUGUCCUAUAUAUAACCAUUAACUGGUUAAGAACAUAAUCAAGAAAUUGGAUGCCUUCAUUUUACAGGUAUGUUUCCCCUCAGGGCAGAGAGAAGUUCUGAAUGAAGGAUGAUUCAAGUAAAAGCAUAUAUCCACCAUCUGCCCUUUCCACACUGUGUUGGAUACAGAUCUCCACAAUUACUCUUACGCUAUAGGAAAUGCGAUUUCUGUGAUGACAUCUUCCAGUGCACAUCCUAUGUGGGGACUGAGAAGUUGCGAUGUUAAUUCCCAUUUGAAAGUCGAAUCCUCCAACUGGGAAAUCUGAAUUCUAACUAGUCCUAAGAAAAAAUGGCUACAAUAUGAUAGGAGAAGAACUCUGCAUGUCUUCCAACCCAUUAAUUCUCAGUGGCCUCCAUGAGAUGAAUGGUGCUCUGGGACAGAUUGCAUAAGUUGGGAACAUGUACUUCUUAAAUGUACCAGCUUAGUCUCUGAAACUCGAGCAUUGCAGUGAUACAAUUUUAUAAGAAGAGACAGGUAAUGGUGUAGUUUUUAUUGUGAACCAGACUUGUGCUCUAAAGUACAAAUAUUUUAAACAAGUAAUUGAGAAAUGAA